GUAGGCAAGCGUGUGGCCAUACCCAAGGAGAUGCACAGUCGUACACAAGCACUUCGUUCACAUUUGCGUUUUCCGACAUACGUUUUGUGAACUGCGCCCGUCCAACUUUUACUCACACCUCCACCUAAUUGAAAGCGCUAAUUUCUUCAUGACCUCAUCUAAAAAUGGACGAUCAGAUACUAAACUGGACGAGAGAAUCCCUAUUGUAGCCGUCUAGGCCAUCUGCACGCAUCAAUCAUUCUUCCUCAUUCAAACUCGGCUUAGCGCCCUCUUUUUUUUCUAGUAAAAAAAAGAAACCACAAAAAUGCGUGAGUUGGUCCACAUCCAGGGAGGCCAGUGCGGCAACCAGAUCGGUGCCAAGUUCUGGGAGGUCAUCGCCGAUGAGCACGGUAUCUACCUGUUUUUCGUAGUUGUAGAUCGACGUGAAGCUGUCAUUUGCCAUUUUGUGCACAGAGUGAUGGAGUCUGGUCUUUUGAACAUCCACAUGUAGAUUUUGAAACAUCACGUAUUGUCUUUUUGCUUCUAGAAGAGGGAGUGCAUAACACACCUAUGUGAACCUAUGUGACUUCUUUGUAUCUGAAUCAUAAUCUUUGCACAGGUAUUGACCCCACCGGUACCUACCAUGGUGACUCCGACUUGCAGUUGGAGCGCAUCAACGUGUACUUCAACGAGGCCACCGGUGGUCGCUACGUGCCCCGCGCCGUCCUGAUGGACUUGGAGCCGGGUACCAUGGACUCCGUCCGUGCCGGACCGUUCGGUCAGCUCUUCCGCCCGGAUAACUUCGUGUUCGGUCAGACCGGUGCCGGUAACAACUGGGCCAAGGGUCACUACACCGAGGGUGCCGAGCUGAUCGACUCCGUGUUGGAUGUCGUCCGUAAGGAGGCUGAGGGCUGCGAUUGCUUGCAGGGAUUCCAGCUGGUCCACUCCUUGGGUGGUGGUACCGGUUCCGGUAUGGGAACGCUCCUGAUCUCCAAGAUCCGUGAGGAGUACCCGGAUCGUAUCAUGUCCACCUACUCCGUCAUCCCGUCCCCGAAGGUGUCUGAUACCGUCGUCGAGCCGUACAACGCCGUGCUGUCCUUCCAUCAGCUCGUCGAGAACGCCGAUCAGGUCAUGAUGAUGGACAACGAGGCUCUGUACGAUAUCUGCUUCCGUACCCUGAAGCUGACCACCCCGACCUACGGUGACUUGAACCACUUGGUGUCCGCCGCCAUGUCCGCCACCACCUGCUGCAUCCGGUUCCCGGGUCAGUUGAACUGCGACUUGCGUAAGGUCGCCGUCAACAUGAUCCCGUUCCCGCGUCUGCACUUCUUCAUGACCGGGUUCUCCCCGCUGACCUCCCGUGGGUCCCAGCAGUACCGUGCCCUGACGGUCCCCGAGCUGACCCAGCAGAUGUUCGACGCCAAGAACAUGAUGUGCGCCGCGGACCCGCGUCACGGACGCUACCUGACCGCCUGCGCCCUGUUCCGUGGUCGCAUGUCCACCAAGGAGGUCGAUGAGCAGAUGUUGAACGUGCAGAACAAGAACUCCUCCUACUUCGUCGAGUGGAUCCCCAACAACAUCAAGUCCUCCGUGUGCGAUAUUCCGCCGAAGGGUUUGAAGAUGGCCGUCGGCUUCUUGGGUAACUCCACCGCCAUCCAGGAGAUGUUCAAGCGCGUCGCCGAGUACUUCACCGGCAUGUUCCGCCGCAAGGCCUUCUUGCACUGGUACACCGGUGAGGGUAUGGACGAGAUGGAGUUCACCGAGGCCGAGUCCAACAUGAACGACUUGGUGUCUGAGUACCAGCAGUACCAGGAUGCCACCGCCGAGGAGGAGGGUGAAUUCGACGAGGUAAAUUUGUUUUCUUCCGCAUAUGCGCAUCAUUAUGCACUAUUUCUGCAGUUCGGUCUUCAUACUUCGCGCAUAUUCAUGUACUUUUGAAAGCAAGCUUCGGUGAGACUGCAUGUGCAAGUUUUUUGUAUCAUCAUCAAUUGUUCCAAAAAAAAUCACAUUACAGGAGGAGGGUGAGUACGACAUGGAGCCCAUGUAAAUUCACCAACAACCUGGUGUUGAACCUCUUCGUCGUCAUCGUCGUCACCAAGGUGUGAUUGAACAAAUAGACUAGAUGAAGAUGUGAUCCAAAGACUUUUGCAUCGUGAUCAGAUUUUGCACGUGAAUAGUCAGAUUUCCAUUAUGUGAUUUCCGAAUACUAACACCAUCAUUUUCAACUGUCAAGGGACUGGUGAAAAUUUUGUAGUGCUGAAUCAAUCUGAUGCUACAAAGAAAAGCGGCAUCGACAAAGAAGUCGAGUUGCAAAAUCAAAAAAGUUUCAAACGCCACUGUAGGCAACGUGGUCGCUCGAGGGGCGUGUGCGAUUCUUGCAGGUUCGACCUGUUCAUCUUAAUAUUCUUCGGUCUUGACAGAGUGUGAAGUCCUUUUCGAGCAGAAUGUCGG
Amoebophrya sp. A120 is the source of this 2430-nucleotide messenger RNA. The record is from the annotation of a GenBank genome assembly. Lineage: Eukaryota; Dinophyceae; Syndiniales; Amoebophryaceae.